AUGACAAGAAUAAAGCUAAGAAAGCUGAGGACGCAUCAGAAAGAAACAAUAGACAUCAAGAUCGGGCACCUUUCAGAGGGUUGCCCCCCGAGGGUUCCUCCUCCCCAAGCAGAGGUCCCACCUCGCCAACAGCGCACCGUGAAUGAGGUCACUCGUUUUGACGAGUACACUCCACUGAACAAACCCCAAGAGGAAAUUUUCCAUUUAGUAAAAAAUCAGCCGUUCUUCAGGGCGCCCGGGAGUUACAGGGACGGGCUGCCUCAACAGGGCCCCAACAAUAAGCUAUGUGAAUACCAUAAUUCUUACGGGCAUUACACCAAGCAUUGUGGACACCUUAAGUACCAAUUGGAGCUUUUAGUACGACAGGGCAAUCUGGACCAGUUCAUAGCCCGAGGCAACGAGGGUCAGGGUGAGAGGCCGGAGCAUAGAGGUGAGCGAAGGCAGGACCAGGGGAAUAACCGGGAUCGCAGGCGAGAGGACAAUCGCGAUAAUCGCAGAGGCGCGGUAGAGGACCAGGCCCUUCCUGACCCACCCAGAAGGGAAGUCCAUAUGAUUUUAGGGGAAAAUGGAACACUGACAUCUAACAGAGCUAAGAAACAAGUUUUGCGGGCAGUGAAAUCAGGAUACUAUCUUAAACAAGUCAUGGGGAUCACGGACACGAUAGAAGAGCCGUCCAUCACUUUCGGGUCAGAGGAUUUGAGAACGCUUAUGUAUCCACAUGAUGAUGCGUUAGUAAUUAAGGCUGACAUAGCCAGUUGCAUGGUACAUCGCGUGUUUGUGGACUCGGGCAGUGCAGUGAACAUUUUAUAUCUAGAAUGUCUUCAGAAUAUGGGCAUCGGGGUCAAUAUAGAGCCUACGAAUGCUCCUUUGUUCAGGUUUGGAGGGGAAAUGGUUAUGCCGGUAGGGUAUGUAGAAUUGCCAAUAACGUUGGGCAAGUCAGACGCGUGCAAAACCAGGAUGAUCCGGUUCUUGGUGGUGGAUAUGCCAAAGCCAUCUUAUAAUGUAAUACUGGGACGCCCAGCUCUGACCGCAUUCAGAGCAGUCAUUUCAAUGUUCCAUCUCAAGAUGAAAUUCCCCGUCGAGGGGGGAAGGGUGGGAGAAGAAUGGGGUGAUCAGACAAUGUCUAAGGAAUGCCAUGUGCGGAUGCUCACGCAUUCGUCAGGACAGAAGAGAGAAAGGGCAGCAGAGGGAUCAGAUACCCACAAGAGGGGGAAAGUGGGCGAUGUUGCCGCUCUGGCAGAGGAACGACAGGAACUGACAAAGUUGCUGAAAGACCAGGAUAGUACAAAAAAAUCCGCUUUAAUAUCCACUAAUGAUGUGUGUAAUAUGAUUGAAUUGUUUCCACGGAAGGAGAGUUUUCAGACCAAGAUCGGGUCCUCAAUGAGUGAACAGGUCAGAAAGGAGUUAAUCAGCUGCCUUCAGAGAAAUGCGGAUGUGUUCGCCUUCAGCACAGCCGACUUAAAAGGGAUAGACAGAGAAUUGGCAGAGCAUUGCCUUAAUGUGGAUCCCAAGAUCAAACCAGUGAAGCAAAGAACAAGGCAUUUCGGCGCUGAGAAGGAUGCCACGAUCAGGGAACAAGUCCAGGGGCUGCUGGAUGCGGGCCAUAUUGAAGAAGUACAAUACCCAGAGGGGAUAUCGAACGCCGUGAUGGUGGCAAAGAAAACAAACACCUGGCGUAUGUGUGUGGACUACAGGGAUUUAAAUGCUGCUUGCCCCAAGGACCAUUAUCCUCUGCAGAGGAUCGAUCAACUCGUGGACUCUACAUCGGGUUGUGCGUUGUUAUUUAUGAUGGACGCAUACCAGGGGUAUCAUCAAGUCAAAAUGAAUAAAGGGGACAUCGCUAAAACGGCCUUCGCCGUCGGUUGUGGGGUGUAUGGCUGGAGGAGUAUGCCAUUUGGGUUGAAGAAUGCUGGGGCUACAUACCAAAGGAUGAUGGAAAAAAUCUUUAAAGAACAACUUUCAAAGAACAUAUCGGUUUAUGUUGACGACAUGUUGGUACGCAAUGUCAGAGCAGAGGAUCACGUCUCUGACCUGGAGGAAAUUUUUACAGUCAUAAGAAACCACCGACUUAUGCUCAACCCAGCGAAAUGCACCUUUGAGGUCACCACGGGAAAAUUCUUGGGCUACAAAGUUACUCCAGCAGGAAUCGAGGUUAAUACAGAUAAGGUCAAGGCCAUUAUGGAUAUGACCCCACCCAGAGGAAUCAAAGAAUGGACGGCGGAAUGCCGAAUGACAUUUGAAGACCUCAAGACCUACCUAGCAGAACUCCCAACCCUGACCAAGCCAGUCCAGGGGGAGGUGUUAUACUUGUACAUAGCGGUGGGGGAAGAACCAGUCAGCCCGGUGCUCAUCAGAGAAGAGGGAAAUCAUCAGAGGCCAAUCUACUUUAUCAGCAAGAUCAUUCAGGGCCCCGAAUUGAAUUAUUCAGAGAUCGAAAAGGCUGCUCUGGCGGUCAUGGUCACGGCUCGGAAACUAAGGCCUUACUUCUUAUCACAUCGGGUAGUAGUGCGAACUGCUUUACCCUUCAGGCAAGUACUAGGGCGACCGAAUUUGUCGGGGAUGAUGGUCAAGUGGGCCGUGGAAUUGGGAGAAUAUGACGUGGAGUAUGAGCCAAGAACGGCUAUCAAGGUACAAGCUCUGGCAGAUUUUAUCCAGGAGACUACUCACCGCCCUGUGCAGGAGUUCUGGAUUACUUUUGUGGAUGGAUAA
Molecule: messenger RNA, 2709 nt
Organism: Salvia miltiorrhiza (redroot sage)
Lineage: Eukaryota; Viridiplantae; Streptophyta; Magnoliopsida; Lamiales; Lamiaceae
Exons: 2
Coding region: 1-2709 (902 amino acids)
Source: RefSeq, a predicted model, not a curated record